Molecule: messenger RNA, 1185 nt
Organism: Mangifera indica (mango)
Lineage: Eukaryota; Viridiplantae; Streptophyta; Magnoliopsida; Sapindales; Anacardiaceae
Product: NAC domain-containing protein 2-like
Exons: 3
Coding region: 227-1078 (283 amino acids)
Biological process (GO): regulation of DNA-templated transcription
Molecular function (GO): DNA binding
Source: RefSeq, a predicted model, not a curated record
ACGAUAGUUACAUGAGGAAUUAGCCAAAGUCAAGAGAGUAGCCAAUGACAAUAAUGCAGCUCACAAAACGACAACUCAACCUCAAAGAUAAAAGCCUCAUUCCUCUCAUUGCAAACAUUUCAAACACUUUCAUUUUUCUCAUCCCUUCCCUGGAUAACCCAGAUUUUAUAUUGGGGUAAUCCAAUCAAUCUUUUUUUAUUUUUAUUUUUAUUUUUUAAUUUUGAAAAUGGACGUGAAAUCCAACGCUGAUCUUCCACCUGGGUUUAGGUUCCACCCAACUGAUGAGGAGCUCAUCAUGUAUUACCUUCGUAACCAAGCUAAAUCAAGGCCAUGCCCGGCUUCAAUAAUCCCAGAAGUCGAUAUUUAUAAGUUUGAUCCCUGGGAACUGCCCGAGAAAGCUGAAUUUGGAGAAAAAGAAUGGUACUUUUUUACUCCCCGUGACAGAAAGUAUCCUAAUGGGGUUCGCCCCAACAGAGCAACUGUAUCUGGUUACUGGAAAGCCACUGGCACUGACAAGGCAAUCUAUAGUGGCUCUAAAUAUGUUGGCGUCAAAAAGGCUCUUGUAUUCUACAAGGGAAGGCCACCCAAAGGAGUUAAAUCUGAUUGGAUUAUGCAUGAGUAUCGCUUAAUUAGUGAUUCACGAAAACAACCCAACAAGCAAAAUGGAUCCAUGAGAUUGGAUGACUGGGUCCUGUGUAGGAUCUAUAAGAAAAAGCAAACGACAAAAACUUUGGAUCAAAAAGUUGAUGAAGAAUCAUGCUCGCAAAGGAUUAAUAAAAUAGGAUCCAAUAUUGAUGCUAUUGAACAACAACAAUUGAUGAAAUUUCCAAGGACAUGUUCACUUACACAUCUAAGGGAAUUGGAGUAUUUUGGCCCAAUUGCACAACUUCUCAGUGAUAACACCUACAAUUUUAGCUAUGAUUUCCAAAAUGCUACCCCAGAACAUGUUGGGAAAGUUCAACUAGGUGAAAUACCUAACCAGUACACAACAGAUUCUGGGAAGUUCCAAGUGAGCCCAAGUGGCAUCGUAAACCAGACAGUAUUUGUGAAUCCAAUGGUGUAUGAAUUCCAGUAUUAAGUUAAGCAUGGUGAAAGAACAAAUAGAUUUGUUAGACAUCUGACAAAUUGUAAAAAUUGUUUGUGAAAUACAUGACUCAUAAAUUAAAGCUUUAGUAAUUUGAUUCA